This is a messenger RNA of Spirodela intermedia, 4417 nucleotides long. NCBI's taxonomy places the organism in Eukaryota, Viridiplantae, Streptophyta, Magnoliopsida, Alismatales, Araceae. The record is from the annotation of a GenBank genome assembly.
AUGGAGGAGGAUGGCGGCUGCCUGGCCAGCUUCAUCGACCGGGGGAGCGUGGAGAGCCACCGCUACUUCUUGGCCCGGCGGACCGUGCUGGAGAUGCUUCGGGACCGGGGAUACGCUGUGUCGGCUGUGGAGAUCGAGCAGUCGCUCUCGCAGUUUCGCUCCGUCCAUGGCCAGCAGCCGGACCUCGAACGCAUCCGGAUCUCUGCCUCCCUCCUGUCGGACCCUUCCCAGAAGGUAGCAGUGAGCUGCUUUUCUCUUGACGUACUGUUUUCUGGCCUGUCUUCUUUGAUGCAUGUCCUCUCAGAACAAGGUUACUCGUUUAAGAUUUCCAUUUAAAACUAUUUUAUUAGGAUGUGACGAAAUUCUCUACGAACAUUGAACGGUAAAAUGAUGCCUUUGGAACUCCUAAGGAAAAUGAUUUCACUGUAGAAAUGCGCGAGCGCUGCUUUGAGGCUCUGUCGUAUUACUUGCUUGUUCGUCGAAACUUCAUCGUUUUGCGAUCGUGAAAUUUUCUAGUCGAUGAAUUACUUUUGAAUCUUGUAAUAUAUUUGAACGUCUCUUUUUAUCCAGUAGGUGUUAUCAUCAGUGAGUACCUGGUGGCUCUUAUACUUAAAUGUACUUUUAUCCAGAUUCUCUUUACUCUACAUAUGCAUGGAUUAGAUUACUUUGCGGAUAUUGUGGAUAUUAUUCCUCUUGGUUCAGAAAGUAGCGCACUUGAAAUGGAAAAAUGCCAAUUCAAUGGCAUUAAAAAAAAUAUGAUCCCGAGUCUUUGAUUUGAAAUCAGAUCCACUAAAUCCAGUUCCUGGCUUAGAGGGUUCAUUGAAAGGCCUCUAUGCUGCUGCAUAAUGAGUUAGAAAAGCUGAAAACACAGGUUUUCCUGAUGAGGAUUUUUACAGUGAAUUAGCAUUCUCUUUUACUCCUCCCCAGUACUGAAUUCUUAAUGGAUGGAAGACAGAUAGCAGACGUGGAUGGACUUGUCAAAUCAGACACUCGUGAUUUCGCUUGUUCAAUUUUUUAAUGUUCAGAACUUUUGUUAAGGAGCUGAUUUUUCUUCAUCACUGUCUUCUUGUUUUGAGGGGUUGAUCCGGUCUGGAAUUGGGAUGAUUCCAUGAUCCAUGCUGCAACUCUCACCUUAACUCAUUUAUCAUCUUGCAUUUCUGUCUCAUAUAGGUGGAUUUGGAAUUAAAUGCCUCUUCCUUUUCAUAAUUGUAGCAAAUUUCCUACCUCCUAAUUGUUGUUGGCUUAAUUAGUGUUCCUCAGCAUACCUUGAAUAAGUUGUACACGGUUUGUCAAGGAUGAAGAGAUUGGACCACCUGAGGUUUUGAGAUUCCUAGCAGGUGGUCUUUACACAAUGAUCGUUGGGGCAGGAGGACAUGUAUCAUUAUUCAUUUAUGAAACAUGAUAAACAUUUUACAGCAAGAUUUAACGGCAUGUUGGAGGAUUGAAUGCACGCUCAUUUGAUAUUUUUUAUGGACCAAAAUAAAUUAAUUAAACCGUUCAUUAUUAAUGGGUAGCUGUAGCUGUGGACUGCUAUAGAACUUUCAAAUGUCGUGCUCGCUAUCUUCAACAUGUGAUAGAUACUCUCUGUAAUUGACAUGGCACUUGGCGUUUGUGCAAGGGAAAGCUAGCCAUAAUAAUAGAUGUUUGCUCUGAUAUUUGGAAAAGGAAGUAAUUGCUUUUACAGCAAUGUAAAAAGAGGAAAUAUGCUUGGAUCUGUUGCAAAACGUUGGUUCUUAAUAUUCCAGAUACAUCUGGAUAAGAAUCUGGGUACGUGAAUGAUCCAAGCAUCCUAGCUACCCAGUGUCCUCGGAGAGAAAGAUCACCCCUUCCCCCUGCGACAUUUGCGUUUACCCACCCAUGAGAGUUAUGCUAUGCUGUAAAAUAUCAAAUUUAUUCAUUUCUGGCAGGUUCUUACUAUCUUUUGUGGAUCUGGACCGUUCAAACUAGCAAAUUUACGUGGUAUCAUUGAUAGAAUUAAGAAUGAAAUUUUCUUGCGCAUGAUACUAGUCUUGGAAGGUAAACUGACACACCAAGCUCGACAAGCAACCAAGGAACUUCCAUUUACAGUGGAAAUUUUCCAAGUAAGAAUUUAUUUCUAGUUUUGUGGGAAAAAAUUGCGACUUCAAAUAAUUUUGUUGAGAGCUCUUGAAAUCCUUCUUAUCAUUCAUCUUAUGGCUUUAUCUCUAAUAUCUGGAGCAUUUGAAAUCACGGAGACAGGUGAUAUUCUUACUCCCGGAGAAUGCUUACACUUCUCCUUUUUCCUUCAUAGUGUUUGCUUUCAGUUUUGUCUGGUUAGCCACUUACGUAUAUGCUAUUGGCUGUCAUUUUUCUAUCAUUUUCCAUACUGUAAUAAAGCGUUUUAUCAGAAUACGUGAACAAAAAAUACUCUUAACGAUUUAUUCCAAAAGAAGUAAUCAAAUGGAAAUUUAGUGAUGCUUUUAUGAUAAAAGCACAUAGUAGGGUUAUGAUUUUUUAAAGAAAAAUAUCUUCAAUGCAUGCUCGAUGAACAGUUUUUCUUUUCUUCCCUGUGAAUUCCUAUGAUCUGGUGUCCUGAAGAGUUUUUCUUUCUCGACUUUUAGCAUUCCGGAUUGGAGAUCUGGUUAUUAAAUCUAGAUUUGGUUCUCUUUCCAAAUGAUAUUUUUUUGUGUUGCCUGUGGUAUUUUAUUUUAGGUUGCUUUUUUUUGAUGCAGAAAUGUAGUUAAACAGUGGUUGUGCCUUGCUCAUCAAAAUUUUAAAACCUUCAGAACCAGAACAAAUGGGUUGCAUAGCCUAGGAAUGAAACCUGCAGUACUGAGUUGAUGCUAGAUAAUUGGAUAUCCAACCUGUAUAUCAAUUGACCAUCAGUGGAAGAGGGUAGUAUAUUUAACAUAAUGAUUCUCCUUCCAAGGAGAGAGUAGUCCAAUAAUUUAACACUUUUAAACUCAAGGGGAUUACCAUUGGAGAAACACUUUUAUUUUAAACUAAAGGCCAUAUGGCUUCCGAAACAGUAUCUAGGUCAGAUUCUCACUUUUACAGAGUUCUUGAAGAGUUGAACAAGAAGGACGAGAUUAUCAAUGCCUGAAAUACUUUUGACUAUCAUUUUGGUCGUAUAUUCGUAUACCUAUGCGUAUAUAUAUGAGCCAUUUGUAUCAUUGAUUUUUGUGGGUGAAGAUGCAAAUUGUUUUUCAGGCUUUGUGACCAUGAAAAAAGUAUUUAUUAUCAUAUAAAAUAUCCAUAAACAAGUUCUGAACAGCUUGGGAUUUUGAUGAUGAAAGUUGCUAUUCCAAGUCAUUGCUGUUCUCUUCUGUUUCGGUUUUAAGGAUAAGGAAGCUCACUGGCAAGUCUAUAUCCUUCAGGGUUUACGUUUAUAUUAUCUUUACAUUUUUUAUGUUUGCUUCUACUCUAUGAGUGAAUUCCUAUACUAGUGCAUAAUCUGAAUUAAUUUGUGCAAAUUGAUAUUCAUUCAUGACAUUUAUAAUUUAUCGUUUUAUUUAAUUUCCUCCUAAUCGACUCUCUUUUCUCGAGUUCAGAUUAAUGAGUUAUUGGUGAAUGUCACAAAGCAUGUGUUGAUGCAAGCUCAUGAAAUUCUGACUGAACAGGAUAAACAAAAACUUCUAAACAAGUAUGGAUUGAAAGAAAAUCAGGUAAUUCUGGAAUUGUUGAUCCAUUCUUCAUAAUUUUGCAAGAUAAUGUCCAUUGCUAAAUUUUAAUUUUAGUGGCUGGGAAGUUGUUCAAACAACGUUGGUAACAACAUCAUAUCCUUUUCGAUGAACUGGAUCUUUGAGCAUAUCAGCACACUAGAAAAUUUCAUCAGCAUCCGCAUCUAUGAAUCUAGAUUGGCUGCUUAAUAUUUUAUUUAAACCUAGGCUAAAGUUUAGGUCAAUAGUCACAUUAUACUUUAAACGGGUCGGACAUGUAGGUUGAAAUAUAAAAUGUUAUCGAUAUGAUUAGUCCUUUAAUGAACUACGUGCCGAUGUAUCAUCAAUUACCCCAUUGGUGAUGCAAUGCCUUGCAUAAUUUCCAGUGAAGCACAGCAAAGGGUUCUGUCUCAUCAGUCAUUUCCGUUGGAUGCUUCUACUCUUCUAAAUGUCAUUUUUGACAUAGUUUUCUAAGCCUGAUUUUCUUCUCAUCUUUUUACGAACCGUGAAAUUACAUUAUUGAUAUAAACUUAGGAGCAAUUUCUUCCGGCCUCUUUAGUCUCCAAUGAAUGUGCUACUCUUCUGAUAGAAAGAUAAUUAUUCAACUAAUCACGCAAUGUUGGAUGGAUCCUACCUUGAUACCCUUACCAAGAAGGAUUUAUCGUCUUCCUCAGCUCCCUCGCAUGUUAGCAUCCGAUGCCAUUGCGCGGUACUACGGUCUUGAGCCUGGUCAGGUAGUCAAAGUAACCCAUGAUGGAGAAGAUACAGGGUUCCAUGCUACUUACCGCUGUGUUGUAUAG